AUGGCGCCCAAACGUGCUGCAGAGCAUGCAGACGAUGAGGGCGACGCUUGGAAGAUGCCGCGGACCAGCGGCUGCGGCGGCGAGCUAAAGGGAGAAGGGUCCGGCAAAGGCAAGCCGAAAGGAACCUCCAAGAGCGCAGGAGCAACGGAGCAACCCAAGGGAUCCGGCAAGCAAGGCAAAGGCACAGCAGCAAAGGGAUCCACCAAGAGCGCAGGAGCAACGGAGCACCCCCCAAAGGGAGCCGGCAAACAGAGCGCAGGAGCAACGGAUCACCCCCCAAAGGGAGCCGGCAAGCAGAGCGAAGGCACAGGAGCAACGGAGCACCCCGUUAAGGGAGCCGGCAAGCAGAGCAAAGGCACAGGAGCAACAGAGCACCCGGCAAAAGGAGCCGGCAAGCAGAGCAAAGGCACAGGAGCAACAGAGCACCCGGCAAAAGGAGCCGGCAAGCAGAGCAAAGGCACAGGAGCAACGGAGCAGCCGGCAAAAGGAGCCGGCAAGCAGAGCAAAGGCACAGGAGCAACGGAGCACCCCCCAAAGGGAGCCGGCAAGCAAAGCAAAGGCAAGGAUGCAGCGAAGGGAUCCACCGAGAGCCCAGGAGCAACGGAGGACCCCACCCCGAAAGGAUGCGGCAAGCUCAAAGGAACCGGCAAGAACGCUGGACCAGAAGAGCACCCACACCCAAAGGGAUCCGGCAAGCAAAGCCAGGCUGGUGAGAAGGUGGAACUCCGGAACCUCAACCCGCAGUCGAUGAAACGAUUUUUCGACACCGAGACAUAUGCAUCGGCAAAGCCUAGCUCAGAAGCACCCAAGGGAUCCGGUAAGAAGGGAUCCACCAAGAGCGCAGGACCAGAGGAGCACCCGCCAAAGGGAGCCGGCAAGCAAAGCAAAGGCAAAGGCGAGCUCAGAAGCCAGGGAUCCGGCAGCGCAGGACCAGAGGAGCACCCCACCCCAAAGGGAUCCGGUAAGCAAGCCAAAGGCACAGGCGCAGCCAAGGGAUCCACCAAGAGCGCAGGGCCAGAGGAGCACCCCAACCCCUCAAAGGGAUCCGGCAAGCAAAGCAAAGGCAAAGGCGAGCUGAAGGGAUCCACCAAGAGCGCAGGACCAGCAGACCCAAAGGGAUCCGGCAAGCAGAGCAAAGGCAAAGAUGCAGCGAAGGGAUCCACCAAGAGCGCAGGAGCACAUGAGCACCCAAAGGGAUCUGGCACAGCUGGCAAGAAGGGCCACAAGGGCACGGCUUUUUCUGGGGCCGGGAAGGGUGAGACAAGAGCCUUGUUGAAAGCCGUCCACGAGGAAGCCGCAGAGCUGUGCAACACGGAGCAUGACUACGACGAGGAUCAGCACUGGCAGCUGAGCAUACACGACAUGACGAAUAGGGCAGAGGUUGCAGACUCAGACUUCCAGAACCCCUGCGUUGUGCUCCCCACCUGUGUUCUCGGCGAGUUGUCCAACAUGCAGGCCAAACAACCAAGGCUGUGUCAGCAACGCCUAAGAAACAUAGCCAACAACAAAAGCAUGUUCGAGAUGUUCAAGAACUGGCAGGCCCAGCACCACCCGACCCACACAACGGCAUGGGGGAAAGCACCAGCAGCGCAGCUCAUGCAUCACAACAAGUUUCUGCAGGAUGUUCUCCAAGGUGCUUUGGAGCCUUCUACCGAAGUCGACGAGGCCCAUGACGGAGAGGAGGGCGAGGAGGCGGACCUAGAGGAAGAUGAGGAGGAACAACCUGAUCCUGAUGAUGCCGACGAGGAUCAAGGCUGGGAUGAAGAAGCUGACGAGGGCCAGGAGUCCGGUGAUGCCGAUCAGGGUGAGGAGUGGGAUGAUGCUGAUGAAGGGAUACCGACUUCAGGUAUGGAUGAUGAGGGUAUGGAUGCGGGUGCUGCCGACCCGCCUGCUCCGGCUUCCUACCCCAAGAAAUCCAUCCUGCGGGCGCCCUCCAGCAUCAGCGUCCAGUCGGAGAAGUCCUCAAUCAGCCCGGUGGGCGUGCGGGACCAGGAGGGCAAGGUGAGGACAGAGAGCCCACAUUAUCUCUACCGCGAAAGCAAGCCCAAAGAUUGCUCGCACGCCAUGACCCACCCCAGCCAGAUGGACGCCGGGGAACGUCGCCGGCAGCGCGAGGCCAUGAAGCGGUAUUCGGAGAAGCGGAACGAAGGCCACUACAUCGAACUCCCUCUUCACGAACUAGAGAAGAGAUACGGGGAUACAGAAGAAGGCCGACGCUUUCUUCAAGAAGAUAUCCUGGCGAAACAGUCUGGACGCGAGCAUCCGCAAGCAAAAGGCAAUGCCUCCUGGAGGUUGUACAAAGUGUAUGAAUACGGAAAGGAGAUCAGCGCCAACGUGAACAAGAUGGGCACAAAGGUCAAAGCCAGGAAGCGGAUCGGAAAAGCCGACGAAACCACUAAAAAGAAGCUCGGGGAGAUCCUGACUUCCCAAGCUGCCGACUUUGUGAAGGGUCAAGACGUUCUGACGGAUGAAGAAGUGAGGAAACGUGAUUUUGAUAAGACGAUGAGCCAGAUAUUGUCCUUGGCUGCCAAAGCAAGAACAGUGGCCCAGAACCUUACACGUUCGGGUCUGGAGCGCCAGGAGGCCAACAUCAAGCACAUGCAAGACGUGCACCAAGAAACGAUGAGGAUUCAUGCAGAGAUCAACGAAUGCGUCUUCGCAGGGUACGAGGAUGAGUAUGUUUACGAGAAGGUGGAGGAGAAACGAGCCGAGAUCGAGGCCGCCAACAAAGCCGUCCUCUCAGCAGAGGAUAUCGUUGCCGGCCACUAUCGCUUGAACUCAGAGAAAAAGAAAGCAGAAAAGGCAGCUGCCAAAGAUGGUGGUGCUACGGAUGCUGAGUACGACAGCAGCUGGGACACCGAAGCGUGGGAUUCCUCAGCUGCCCAAGCGCCGGCCAAACGAGCCCGCCGCACCUAA
Molecule: messenger RNA, 2916 nt
Organism: Symbiodinium sp. CCMP2592
Lineage: Eukaryota; Dinophyceae; Suessiales; Symbiodiniaceae
Source: the annotation of a GenBank genome assembly